AUCCGCAGUUCUUGCUUCAACAGUGCUUGAACGGAACUCGGCUUCUCCGGGCUAGAAUCAAAUAUCCAACAGUCUUAUUUCUACUUUAGCAAGUGCAGUGAAAUCGUGACGUCAUGAGCGCUCAGAGCCAGAUCCGCCAGAACUACCAUGAGGAGAGCGAGGCUGGAGUCAACCGCAUUGCCAACCUGGAGCUGCAGGCCUCCUACCUCUAUCUGUCUGUGGGCUAUUUCUUCGAUCGUGACGAUGUGGCACUUUCCAAGUUCUCCAAAUUCUUCCGCGAACUGUCUGAGAAGAAGCGGGAUCAUGCUGAAGACUUCCUGAAGUUCCAAAACAAGCGAGGGGGCCGUGUUAUAUUCCAAGACAUCAAGAAACCUGAUGCUGAUGAGUGGGGCAAUGGGACCAAGGCUAUGGAGGUUGCCCUCAAUCUUGAGAAGACCAUCAACCAGGCUCUCCUUGACCUGCACAAAAUUGCUACUGAUCACGUUGACCCACAUAUGUGUGACUAUCUGGAACGUGAGUUCCUAGAGCAAGAAGUUAAACUGAUGAAGAAGCUGGGAGACCACCUUACCAACCUGAGACGUGUAAAGGCUGCUGAAGAUGGCAUGGGAGAAUACCUCUUUGAUAAGCUGACCCUGAGUGACAGUGAAUAAGUCCUGUCUCUAAAUGUGUUGGUUACAGCUCCCGUCUGGCCAAGCACCCCCUUCCUCCCGCUUCUUACUAUUGCUCAUUUACUGAAAUAUAAAAGCUAAAAUAUGAUCUCUGGAGUGUUGAUUUGCAUGAUCUGCAGAACUAAAAUAAAUCUUUAUCAGCAUUAA
Molecule: messenger RNA, 815 nt
Organism: Xenopus laevis (African clawed frog)
Lineage: Eukaryota; Metazoa; Chordata; Amphibia; Anura; Pipidae
Exons: 4
Coding region: 114-650 (178 amino acids)
Source: RefSeq, marked provisional